Messenger RNA from Lasiosphaeria miniovina, 2457 nucleotides. RefSeq lists its product as uncharacterized. Bases 1 to 2457 code for a protein of 818 amino acids. Lineage: Eukaryota; Fungi; Ascomycota; Sordariomycetes; Sordariales; Lasiosphaeriaceae. Gene Ontology annotation, cellular component: cytoplasm. Gene Ontology annotation, molecular function: ubiquitin protein ligase activity; protein binding. Gene Ontology annotation, biological process: ubiquitin-dependent protein catabolic process; protein polyubiquitination. The transcript has 7 exons. The record is from RefSeq and is a predicted model, not a curated record.
AUGAGCAGCAGUCGGAUCGAUUUGGCGCAGCCUGCCUCCCAACAGCCGAACCUUCGGGUGACAAUCAUCGCCGCCGACGGCCUCUACAAGCGAGAUGUCUUCAGAUUUCCCGACCCUUUCGCUGUAGCGACCAUUAACAGCGAGCAGACGAAGACGACCCAGGUUUCGAAGAGAACCCUCAACCCAUACUGGAAUGAGAGCUUCGAUUUUAAGGCAAACGAGGAUAGUAUCCUGGCUAUCCAGGUGUUUGACCAGAAGAAAUUCAAGAAAAAGGACCAGGGCUUCCUCGGAGUCAUCAAUAUCCGAAUUGGCGAUGUCAUUGAGCUGGCUCCUGAUGCCGAUGACCAGAUGCUCACGCGCGAUCUCAAGAAGUCGACAGACAAUCUUGUAGUGCACGGAAAGCUCAUCAUCAACCUAUCAACCAAUUUAUCGGCACCACCUCGUGCAGCCCAGCUGAUGCAGUCACCUCCGUCCUCGAGCAGACCGUCUCUUCUCAGUCCUCAAGGCUCCACGGUGACAAACGGCGACCGAGUAUCUGACAGACCCUCUUCGGCCAUGUCGGGACCCAACGGCAGCAUCAACGCGGGAUCGCAGUUGACUAUCCCUCUUCGCCCAGCAAGUUUAACAGCGUCGCCUCCCGCCCCCUCGGCCGGCGCAAAUGGUUCGGCACAUCGGCAGACCACGAGCAAUUUGAGCCCCUUCGAAGACUCGCAAGGCCGUUUGCCAGCCGGCUGGGAGCGUCGCGAGGACAAUCUGGGCCGGACCUAUUACGUUGAUCAUAAUACCAGAACUACGAGCUGGAACCGACCAACGGGCACUGGGGCUGUCGACACGCGUGUUGCAGAGGCUGCCACACAAGUCGAGCGCCAGAGACAUCAGAACAGAACACUCCCCGAGGACCGCACUGGCGCAAACUCGCCGACACUGCAAGCGCAGCAGACGGCCGCGACACAGAAUGCGGCUGCUGCCACCAUGAUGCACACAGGAACCACGAGCCCGGGAACUGGCGAGCUUCCCCCUGGCUGGGAGCAAAGAUGGACCCCUGAGGGGAGACCAUACUUUGUUGAUCACAACACGCGCACCACGACCUGGGUGGACCCACGGCGCCAGCAAUACAUUAGGAUGUACGGGGGCCAGAAUAAUGCUAACGGCACUAUUCAGCAGCAGCCCGUUUCUCAACUUGGCCCGCUGCCCAGUGGCUGGGAGAUGAGACUGACAAACACAGCUCGCGUCUACUUCGUCGACCACAACACCAAGACCACCACCUGGGAUGAUCCGCGGUUGCCGUCGUCGCUAGACCAAAACGUGCCUCAGUACAAGCGAGAUUUCAGGAGGAAGCUGAUCUAUUUCCGGUCGCAGCCUGCUAUGCGCAUUCUUUCGGGGCAAUGCCAUAUCAAGGUCCGGCGGUCUCAUAUCUUCGAGGACUCGUUUGCGGAAAUUUCGCGGCAAUCUGCCACGGAUUUAAAGAAGCGGCUCAUGAUCAAGUUCGACGGCGAAGAUGGUUUGGAUUAUGGCGGUCUUUCCCGAGAGUUCUUCUUCCUUCUGUCCCACGAGAUGUUCAACCCCUUUUACUGCUUGUUCGAGUAUUCGGCCCACGACAACUAUACCCUCCAAAUCAACCCGCACUCUGGGAUCAACCCCGAGCAUCUUAACUACUUCAAGUUUAUCGGGCGCGUGGUUGGUCUCGCCAUUUUCCACCGACGCUUCUUGGACGCCUUCUUCAUCGGAGCUCUGUACAAGAUGGUGCUUGGCAAGUCGGUGGUGCUCGCAGACAUGGAGGGCGUGGAUGCCGACUUCCACCGUUCUCUUCAGUGGAUGCUGGACAACGAUAUUUCGGGCGGUAUUUUGGAGCAGACGUUCUCGACUGAAGACGAGAGGUUCGGUGUCAUCACUGUCGAAGAUCUGAUUCCUAACGGCCGGAACGUCGACGUGACCAACGACAACAAGAAGGAGUAUGUGGACCUCAUGGUCAAGUGGCGAAUCGAGAAGCGCAUCGCAGAACAGUUCCAGGCGUUCAAGGAGGGCUUCCACGAGCUUAUCCCCCACGAUUUGAUCAACGUGUUCGACGAGCGCGAGUUGGAGUUGCUGAUUGGAGGUAUCGCAGAGAUUGAUGUCGACGACUGGAAGAAACACACCGACUACCGUGGCUACACGGAAUCGGACGAGGUGAUCCAAUACUUUUGGCAAACGGUUCGGUCCUGGGAUGGCGAGCAGAAGUCGCGGCUGCUUCAGUUCACGACGGGUACUUCUCGUAUUCCAGUCAACGGCUUCAAGGACCUGCAGGGAAGCGAUGGCCCGCGUCGCUUCACGAUUGAGAAGGCUGGGGAGAUUGGUAACUUGCCGAAAGCACACACCUGCUUCAACCGCCUGGAUCUCCCUCCGUACAAGAACCUGGAGAUGCUACAGGGCAAGCUUACUAUAGCCGUGGAAGAGACUAUGGGUUUCGGACAGGAGUAA